This is a messenger RNA of Aspergillus japonicus CBS 114.51, 1296 nucleotides long. Its product is annotated as putative lipase 8 precursor. Bases 1 to 1290 code for a protein of 429 amino acids. The record is from RefSeq and is a predicted model, not a curated record. Gene Ontology annotation, molecular function: triacylglycerol lipase activity. Lineage: Eukaryota; Fungi; Ascomycota; Eurotiomycetes; Eurotiales; Aspergillaceae. The transcript has a single exon. Gene Ontology annotation, biological process: lipid catabolic process.
AUGCCUAUCGUGGGCCACCUGCUCUACCUGAUAGCCCUUUGGUGGGCUGUCACCCCCCUCACAGAGGCUAUCAGCUUGCCCCGCGGGUACAACAAGCCGCUGGCGCCAAAUAGCGAUCCAUUCUAUACUCCUGACGCUGGCAGCUGGCGAUCGCAACCUCCGGGUUCCAUCCUCAAAUCCCGCCAAGUGACGAUCGGCUCGGCUCUUUUGAUCCCCAAAGGCCUUGCCGCGGGAUAUCAGCUGCUUUACCGGACCACCAAUGCGCGCGGCCUGCCCAACUAUGCAGUGACGACGAUUCUGAUCCCGUUCGGGGCCAAAUUGGAUCGUUUCAUCUCCUUCCAGACCGGAUACGACUCAGCCAACAAUGAUUGCGGGCCAUCCUACGGGCUGCAAUUCGGCGCUUCCACAAACGCGAGCGAAGCCAUCAUCGAGUUGACGGUCGGGAUGCUUCCAUACCUGGAGAAGGGGAUUCCGCUGGUCGUUCCCGACUAUUUGCAAGUGGACGCUGCGUUCGCCUCUGGCCCCACGACAGCAUAUGGAGUGCUAGACUCCAUGCGCGCCGUGCUCCGCUCGACACACAUAACCGGCCUGUCGGCGAAUGCAACGAUCACAAUGCAGGGAUACUCACAAGGGGCCUUGGCUGCGGAAUGGGCAGGCGAAUAUCGCAGCACCUAUGCGCCGGAAGUCCACAUCGCCGGGGCCGCGAUCGGCGGUAUGCCGGUCAACAUCUCCGAGGUCUUCAUCGCCGUGGAAAAGACCCUAAGCUCGGGAUUAGCUGCCGGGACUCUGGUCGGAAUUGGCAAUGCCUACCCCGAGUUUAGAGCGUACGUGGACGAGCACCUCGUCCCCAAGUAUCGACCGUUUCUCGAACUUGCACGAAAAGAAUGCGUGGCCGACUUCUAUAAGAUCGUCUAUGGUUACACUGCCCAGCUUGCAUUCAGGAAUAUCUCGGACUGGUUUGACAACGGACGAGGCUAUAUUAGUGACAACCUGGACUUGUUCAACGAGAUCGGGGUGCUCGGACGGCACGGGAUGCCAGACUUUCCAUUGUUUGUCUGGAAGGGGACGGACGAUGAGGUCGCGGUGGGUAUUGAGGAGCACGAUGCCCUGGUGCAGACGUGGUGUGAUGCGGGGAUUCCAGUUCAAUACCUGCGGGUGCACAAGACUCUUCAUACGCCUACCAUUCCGCCGGGUCUCCCGGGGGCGCGGGCUUUCAUGAUGGAUAUCUUUGAGGACAAUCCUCCGACUGAAUGCACGACAGAGGACAAGUUUGGAACCGGAGAUGAGUAAAUGAAC